Messenger RNA from Westerdykella ornata, 2655 nucleotides. Its product is annotated as subtilisin-like protein. Gene Ontology annotation, biological process: proteolysis. NCBI's taxonomy places the organism in Eukaryota, Fungi, Ascomycota, Dothideomycetes, Pleosporales, Sporormiaceae. Gene Ontology annotation, cellular component: cell wall; cytosol; membrane. Gene Ontology annotation, molecular function: tripeptidyl-peptidase activity; serine-type endopeptidase activity. The record is from RefSeq and is a predicted model, not a curated record. The transcript has 3 exons. Bases 1 to 2655 code for a protein of 884 amino acids.
AUGCGCUGGGAGAAUCUUGGUCUCUUCUUCGGGGCAGCCCUCUGUGGCACAACGGCAGCAAUUGCCAACUUUACUACUGAACUCAACAUCAUUCCAGGAGCAUACAUCGUAGAGCUUCAUGACGAUCACCACCCAAACUCGUUCAUGAGGACAAUCAAACCUCAAGGAAUCGCACUCCGACAAACGCUGAACUAUAAACUUUUCAAAGGUGUUUCGAUUCAAUUGGACAACAAAACUGCUGACCUGGAAACUGCCAUCAGCCAGAUUGCAAGCCAGGACAAUGUCAAGCAGGUUUGGCCCGUCAGGCGGAUUCCGUUGCCCAACGACACUGUAAUUUGGAAAGCCGGAGAUGGCCCUCUGUCUCGUAACGCGUGGAGAAAGCGGCAGCUCAGCAACACCAGCGAGUCUUACGCGCCUCAUCAUAAAUCAACUCAGGUCGAUCGUCUCCAUGCCAAGGGCGUGACCGGAAAGGGGACAAAGAUUGCAGUCAUUGAUACGGGAAUUGAUUGGAGGCAUCCCGCCUUAGGUGGUUGUUUUGGCGAAGGUUGCCUUGUUUCGUAUGGAAAAAACUUUUCCGGUAGCGACACUGAGCCACUUGAUUGUAUAGGUCACGGUACACAUGUGGCAGGUAUUAUAGCUGCCCAGAAGAACGAGCUCGGAGUUCUCGGAGCAGCUCCUGGAGUUACUCUUGGAAGCUAUAGGGUAUUUGGAUGCGUCGGGGGAGGUGAGGAGGACGUUUUGCUUGCUGCGUUCAACCAAGCGUUUGAAGACGGAAGCGACAUCAUCACAGCCUCUGUGGGUGCGCCAGGUGGCUUUCCCGAAUCACCUAUGGCGGUCGCUCUUCAGCGUAUUGUCGAAGCUGGCGUGCCAUGUACAGUCUCAGCGGGCAAUGGCGGCGGUGGUGGUCUUUUCAAUGCCGAAACUCCUGCGGACGGAAAAGGUGUCGCAUCCAUCGCAUCAACAGAAAACACCGAAAUUCCCGACCUCCUCCUCGAGGGUCACUAUGCGGUCGACAACUCCUCCAAGACGACCUUUUAUUGGAAACAGGGAUAUUUCUUCAAUGAACAUACCUGGAGCAACAUCAGCCUUCCUCUUUGGGCAACGCCGUACAACAAUUCCGGCACAGAGUGCGAAAUGUUACCAUCAGACACUCCUGAUUUAUCAGAUCGAAUUGUGCUCAUCAGAGCAGCGUCUGCAUGUUACGAUAUCGGGGUUGGACAGUUACUAGAGGAUGCAGUUUCCUAUGGCGCGCGCCAUAUGCUGCUAUAUGUGGAUAUUCCAGGCCCGGUAUAUUCAUAUAUAACAGAUAAGGAUAUCGACUCCUACGGAUUCAUUCCCUAUAACCAAGGACUGGAAUGGGCAGAGGACCUUGCAAAAGGCAGACGCAUCUUAGUCGACCUCCCGAACCCUGCCACUGCGAAUCAAUUUCUCAAGUCCGAUCCCAACCCCAAAGCUGGAUAUAUCAGCGAGUUCUCGACUUGGGGGCCUGGAAAUAGGAUGGAAUCUACAACUCACUUUGCCGCGCCUGGCUCUUUCAUUUUUUCAACAUACCCAUUGGAUCAAGGUGGCUACGCCGUUCUCUCUGGAACCUCUAUGGCUACCCCUCUGGCUGCUGCCAUUUAUGCUCUUGUGGGUCAGGUUCGAGGUACACUUGAUCCAAACACAAUCAAAAGCGUGAUUGCGUCAACUUCCAAACCCAAUGUCUUCUGGGCUGGCGGCCAAGCUUACCCUUACCUUGCACCAACGGCCCAACAGGGUGCGGGCCUUAUUCAAGCUUACGACGCUGCCUAUACUACCACAGUCCUGACUGUCCCCGAAAUCUCAUUCAACGAUACAGAUCAUUUGGUCGCAAACGUCACAUUCACUAUCAGAAAUAUUGGUGACAGAGAGAAGACGUAUUCGUUGUCAAACGUUCGCGCUGCCACAGCUUAUUUCCGAGACGAAAACAUGCUCCCUCAUGCAUUCCCUCCCGCAAUGGACACCAAAGGCGCCGAGUUAUCGUUUAAUUCCGAAAAGAUCACAGUCCCCGCGGGUGGCGAAGCGGUCGUUGUCGUGACGCCGACUCCCCCUGACCUCAACAGCAAACGUAUACCUGUUUACAGCGGGUUCAUCUGCCUCAAUGCCAGCGAUAACGAGUCGCUCAGCUUGCCGUACCUUGGAACGUCUGGAAGUCUCUACAAUCUAGAUCCUUUGGACAAAACCCCAGGGCGAAUGAUCGGCGUUCUGGAAGGGAGGUGGUCGAAACCGAUUCAAGGAAACGAGACCUUCACUUUCCCAAUUCCGAAGGGUCCGAAUGACCCGAUUACCUACACAUACCCAGUCGUUGGUAUAGUUAGCCUAAUUGGUACUCCAGAGUUCCGUUGUCAUGCCAUUUCCCUUGACCCAGCUCUUAAUCAACAAGAGCAUGCUGGGUUCAAAGUCGUUGGCAUGCUCAAGCACUUUCCGAUUCGCCUCUUGCCAAGGGCGGUGGUGCUUGCUAAUAUCAUCAAUGGUUUACUUGAGGAUGAUAGCUAUAUGCCGGCAGGUGGUUACAAGAUACUGUUUUCGGCUCUCAGGAACUAUGGGGACGCUAGCAAACCAGAAGAUUGGGACACUGUAGUAUCUCUUCCUUUUUUUAUCAACUAUACAGAUGAAGCAGCAAAGAGCAUAGGAUAG